ACUCAAGUGCAGCCAACCGGGGCAAGCCUUGCUGUAGUGGGAUAUCCCAUCUCCAUGCUGUGUCACCACCACCACAAGUAACACCUGCAGACUUCGACAAGCAACCAGAGAAGGUGAAGAGAGAAGCAAUGGAGAUAAAGGUCGACGAAGAGGCGCCAGUGGUGGCGGCGGUGCCGUCACGGUUCAGGAGGAUAUGUGUCUUCUGUGGGAGCAGCCAUGGCAAGAAGAAGAGCUACCAGGAUGCUGCCAUUGAGCUUGGAAAGGAGCUGGUGGCAAGAAACAUUGAUCUAGUGUAUGGAGGAGGGAGUGUAGGGUUGAUGGGCCUGGUCUCUCAAGCAGUGUACAAUGGAGGAAGGCAUGUCAUUGGGGUAAUUCCCAAGACACUCAUGCCUAGAGAGAUAUCAGGUGAGACGGUGGGGGAGGUGAAAGCGGUGGCUGAUAUGCACGAGAGGAAGGCUGAGAUGGCCAGGCAGUCCGAUGCCUUUAUAGCAUUGCCUGGAGGAUAUGGAACACUUGAAGAGCUGCUAGAAGUGAUUGCUUGGGCUCAACUUGGCAUUCAUGACAAACCGGUUGGGCUGCUGAAUGUAGACGGCUACUACAACCCACUGCUGUCUUUUAUCGACAAAGCAGUGGAAGAAGGGUUCAUCAAACCAACUGCUCGCAAUAUCAUUGUCUUGGCUCCAACUCCCAAGGAAUUGAUCCAGAAGCUAGAGGAGUACUCGCCUCAGCACGAGGAAAUCGUGCCGAAGAUGAAAUGGGAGAUGGAACAGGUGAGGUACCCUCAGAACUGCGAGAUCCCCAUGCCAAAGGAGGGGAAGACGGUCGUGGAACCGCAGCGGGGAAGCAGGCUGUGGAUGUAGUGCCAAGCUACUAACACCCUAGUAAUGUAAGAUAGAUUCGCAUAUUGGCAUGAUGAGAACCUGUAGGGUCUCACCUCACUGUAUCCUCCUCUUCAAUGUGUCCUGUAACUUCGGUAGGUAUGCUUUGCGUAAUCCUGAAACCUGCAGGUUGGUCAUUCGUUUAAGAUUACCCUAUGUUAUAUGUACUGCAAAAUCAGUAGAUCUAUAU
This is a messenger RNA of Panicum hallii, 1068 nucleotides long. Its product is annotated as probable cytokinin riboside 5'-monophosphate phosphoribohydrolase LOGL2. Lineage: Eukaryota; Viridiplantae; Streptophyta; Magnoliopsida; Poales; Poaceae. The transcript is spliced from 7 exons. Gene Ontology annotation, molecular function: hydrolase activity, hydrolyzing N-glycosyl compounds. The record is from RefSeq and is a predicted model, not a curated record. Gene Ontology annotation, biological process: cytokinin biosynthetic process. Bases 129 to 860 code for a protein of 243 amino acids. Gene Ontology annotation, cellular component: cytosol; nucleus.